AUGAGCGAGAUAAGAGAAGGUGAGGGAUCGAAAGCGGACCUGGCCACCGACGACGGGGAUGGGGGUUUGCUGGGUUGUGCGAUGGGUCUUUGCAAAGGGAUGGGUUCUGCGACGGGGUGUAUUUGCAAGAUGAGGGAAUUUUCGAUAGGGUGGGGCUUGAUAUCAGAUGGGGUGGGGUUUGAUUUCAAAUGGGGUGUGUUGAAAGGGAAGGGGGUUUUCGGUGGGUGGUGUCUGAUUUGGAAUGAGGUUUACACAAUGAGUUAG
Molecule: messenger RNA, 264 nt
Organism: Prunus armeniaca (apricot)
Lineage: Eukaryota; Viridiplantae; Streptophyta; Magnoliopsida; Rosales; Rosaceae
Source: the annotation of a GenBank genome assembly